Messenger RNA from Cladocopium goreaui, 2487 nucleotides. The record is from the annotation of a GenBank genome assembly. NCBI's taxonomy places the organism in Eukaryota, Dinophyceae, Suessiales, Symbiodiniaceae.
AUGUGUCUUGCAGACAUCACAAAGUGCCAGGUCUUUCUAUUGACCUGGGUGGCACUGCACCACUUCACGCAGAGGGAGGUGGGAUGGUUCGCCUUCCUUGGAUCCCUCACCGGCUUCUCGCUGUCCUUUCUCAUCAUUCUGCUGGUGCCAUAUGAUAUCUCCCAGACGCUUUCAGGCGGUGACAAGGUGUUGAUGCCAUUCAGUUGGGACAUGAUGUAUUGGGCAAGUUUCCUGCUUUGUUGGGUGACCUACCCACUACUGAGCGAGUAUGAGGCUGCCUCCGGCUUCACGGUGGCAGGGCGCUUGAUGUCCCUUCGGAGCACGUGGUGUGGUCUCUAUGUGGCCGGUACCGUCUUGCUGCUCUUGUGCCUGGUCGUAGGUGGCUUCUCAGUCUUGGCGCCGUGGUGUCUGGCCAUGGCGAAUGCCUGGGCCUUGUUGGUGUCCUCAUUGCUGAUGGCCUAUGGCCUGGUGGCCGUGCCGCGCCAGUUUUGGCGGCAAGCCUCUCCGAGUUUCGAGCUGAAACGGCUCUACUGCAGUGCUGUCGCCUUGGAUGAAGCUCGCCUGGGGACGCAGUAUGAACUGCAGGAUACGAUCGCAGAGGCUCGCCUUGAGACUGCGCAAAGAAGCGCUCAGUUCUGGGAUCCCUCCUUGGAGCGUGCCUUUGCGUUGCUUCAGCUCACCAUGGAGGAAUGCGAGCUUUUACAUCUUGAGCUCACCAACGGCGUGCCGGGCCGACCUCAUCAACCUGCUUGCGGAAGCACUCCAAGGCGACUUGAGCAAGCCGAGGACGUCGCACCUCGGGUUGACUACUUGGCACAGCUGCAUGGAGCUCUGAGACAGGCUUCCAUUGAAGCGCGUCGUACUGCCUGUCGCUGGGAGGAGCUCAUCAACCGAUGCCUUCUGCUGGAGGAUAUCGAGGAGAAUCUUCUUCCCUCGAUUCUGGAAACAUCGACUCUUUGGACCUGGGGCCCUUUACGAUGGCUUUGCCAGUUGCCGGUGCUGCGCACUGCCUGGCACAAGUUGGUGGUGUUGUGGCUGUCCAUCUUGAGGCGCUGGAAGCUACCGCGUCAGCGGCAGGACGGCCCAUCGAAUGAAUGUCCCAUGUGCCGUCGACAGAUGUUGAAAGACUGCAGGACUGAGGGCUCAUUGUUCAUCCAGAGGAAUACAAAGUGCCUUGACAGCGGAGUCGGAGAAAAAGGGCUGGAGAAGGGUUUUGAAUGUCUAGACUUGGAGAAAGUCUCUACAUCGCAGGUGGAUGAGUGCUCCGGUCUUGCAGCGAGCAAACUGAACGACGACCUCUAUUGGGUGAACAACGACUCUGGUGCAGGUCCCGUUUUGUAUGGUAUUCGAAAGAACGGCCAGCACGUAGCACGUCUGCGUGUGUCGGGUGCUGGAGCCAAUGAUUGGGAAGAUAUUGCAAUCGGCCCAGGACCCACGAAGGGCAAAUCUUACAUCUACGUGGCCGACGUGGGUGACAAUUAUCGCAAGCGGGGCACUGUGCAAAUCUACCGUAUGGAAGAGCCAAAGGUGGAGAGGGGGAGAAACCGCAACGAUGACAUCAGGGUUAGCGCUGUGCGUUUUGAUGUCACCUAUCCCAACAACAUGAAGUACGACUGCGAGUCCAUCUUCAUUGACAAGGGCAAGGGUGCCAGGAAAGCAGGGACCGAAGGACGAGUCUACCUCAUCACCAAGGGCGACAACAGGGCCAGUGACCCCCAGUGGCGUGGUGGAGAUGUCUUCUACGUCGAUUUGCCCAGAGAAUCUGCUUCGCUUAGCUGGCAGGCAACCAGUACACGACUCAAUUUGGUCCUGGCAACGGGUGCGGACAUCACCCCGCGUGGCAACCUCAUUGCUGUAAGGACCUACGGCGAGAUUCAAAUCUGGCCACGACCAUGUGAGUGGAGUGUGGAGGAAGCCCUGAGUAAGCAACCUUGUGGAGUAGCCAGCAAGAACGAGCAGCAGGGUGAAGCCAUUGCAUUUGGCAAGGACGGCGACCACUACAUCACAGUGAGUGAAGGUAAAUAUCCCAAAGUGUGGUACUUUGGCAUGACCCAACGUUUCCAGAAAGAUAUGAUGGACAAAGCAAAGGCAGAGGCGAAAGCCAUGGAGGCUCAGAAAGAGACAGCUAUGGACAGCUGUAAUCAAAUCACUCAGACAGUGGAUGCCUCACCAGCAGAGUUUGAUGCGACAGCAUUGGCGGCACAGCAUCAGCCGCUGAAGAUUGGGAACAAAGAUGGCCCUGCAAGUCCGACCCGAGCCGAGUCACGCGUGUUGAGACUCGUUGCCCUGGCCACUGGUGCACUCAGUGUCCUGAUCCUGAGCCGCCAGAUCAUGCUCUUCUUUGAUAUGAACGGGCCGUGGGCCUUUGGAUCAUUGACCCAGGGGACCCAGGCGGUCUAUGUGCUGACACUGGGCUACUUGGUGGGCACCACCUAUUGGAGUUCCUUCCGAUGGUCGGAUGCUCAGCGUUGGCCACGACAGCGAUGA